AUUGUUUCCUGUUCAGAGGAUAUCGUCAGUGGACGCCAAAUGCAGUUUAAUUUGUUUGAUGUUCAGGUAUUUGCUUGCCGUUCUGUUUGAAACUUGUUUCCUGAGCUAUGGCCGCAUAGAAAUACCUCCGGAAAUGUUUUGGGAAUAUUUCGACGCGGCUCGACGACUCGGAAAUUCAUCGGGCUCUGCGAGCGAGUGAGAGACAUGGACAAUUCUGUCACCCUGUGGCAGUUCCUGCUUCAGCUCCUGUUGGAUUCAAACAAUGAGCAGCUCAUCUGCUGGACCAAUGAGGAAGGGGAGUUCAAACUGCUGCAGGCUGAGGAGGUGGCCCGGCUGUGGGGAGCCCGCAAGAACAAGCCCAAUAUGAACUAUGACAAACUGAGCAGGGCACUCAGAUACUACUAUGACAAGAACAUCAUAAAGAAGGUGAACGGUCAGAAGUUUGUCUAUCGCUUUGUGUCCUAUCCUGACAUCCUCAAAGGAGAUGUUGUCACUCGAACAGAGGGCGGGGAUGUGGGCGCUGGGGGUACCACUCCACUAUCGAAGAGGGGAGACGACAUUCUACAGGAGGGGGAAUCUGGUGACAGAGCCAAGGUGGGAGGGGUUGCAGCAUCUCUGGCCUCCAGCACCAAGCAGUCAAACCGUAAUGACUACAUUCACUCUGGCAUGUACACGUCCUUCACGCUCAACUCGCUGCAAAAUGGACGGCAGCUCUUUAAGUCCAUCAAAAUAGAGAAUCCAGCAGAGAAGAUGACUGACAAGAGGGCUGUCACUGCUGCUUUACAGAGCCAGGAGACAAUGCCUCAAACACAGCAGCCCACUGCUUUGCCCUCAGUCAUCAAGUUCGGAAACACCCCUCAAAAACCAGCACCAGCACCGCCCCCUCAGGUUUCUAUAGAGGCCAGCCUCAUGCACAGCCCGCUGGAUUCUCUCCAAGCUACUUCCCACAGGGCUGAAGACAUCAGCAUACACUCCUCCCUGCCAUCACAGCCCAUGUACUCAUUCGAUCACAUCCGCCCAUCUGAACCAACCUUCAGCCUCCCAGACCUGACCUCAACCAGCUCCUCCCCAAACCUAGUGCCAGACUCCUCCCAGGAGCUGGUGAUUGACAGCGACAUUGAAUCCGGAUCCUCUCAGACCACAGACGCUCAGGCACUGGAGCCCACAAAUUCUCAGGCACAGGAGAAGGUGGAGACCAGCAUUGUCCUGUCUGGAGACGAGACCAGCAUGUUGGAUGCUGAAACCAGUUCAUCCUCAGUGAGCAGCAGCACCACAGUCAGCACCCAGAACUCAGGAAAGGCACGCAAGCCCCCCAAAAUCCUGCAGAUCAACCCACCAGCUCUGCUGGUCACUGCCUCUGACUUUUCCCCCAUGAACCUCUGCAGCCCCUCACUGCCUACUGCCUCUCUCACACCAGCAAUGCUACAGACUCCAACUCUUCUGCUGACUCCCAGCCCACUUCUCUCGAACAUCCACUUCUGGAGCACACUCAGCCCAGUUGCUCCACUCAGCCCAGCCACACGACGCCAGGGAGGCCACCUGUUCCAAUUUCCGUCAGUUGUCACCCCCCAGUUCCAGAUCCCAGUGCACAACGUGGAUGGGACCAACACACCUGGCCCCAUUUCACCGACCCUCAGAAAACAUAAGAGUAGGGCCUAUCCUCCUGCCCUCAGCACCAACACAUUUGUACCCAGAAAGCCAGACACCCACCCUUCUCCCACUCCUGCUCCACCUUCUCCUCCCACAUCCAGGACAAUGAUGUGAGAGCUGAGUGUUUAUUUCACUUUGCUCUGGUGCUUUGACGUUCUCUGCCGCAGGAUUCACACUACACUCAGGUGUGUGGAGAAGUGUCGGCAGGCCUGCUUUGACUGCUUUGCUGUACUCGUCCAUGGUCAUUAUCACCAUUAUCCUAAUAAUAACACACUUAACAUGGGGUCUGGUUUUUCUGGGUCACUUGAGUCACAAAGGUUGAAAGGGGGGAAAAAUUUUUUUUUUUAACCUUUUUCCUUUAUGGAAGUAGAUCUGCAUGUGGACUGAACCCUCAGCAGCCACAGUCUGCUUCAUACCUGGACACACGGAGCAGCUGAAUCUUUCCUUUUAUAGAGUAUCUUCUUCUCUUGUGCUAAAGUGUUCUUGCCAAACACGACAGGUUUCACCUGGCCUGCUGACAGUGAUUUUGUUUUUGUGCUCAGUCCUUAACUUUUCCUCUUGUUUAUAGGUUUUACUUCAACCUGCAUGUUUACCUGCAGCUCCUCUAUCUGAAUUUAAAUGUCAAGCCUUGCCUCAGCUGCUCUGUCUUAUUGUGACAUGUGGCCAUAAUCCAAGCUGAACUUUGCCUCAGUGUAUCAGUUCUAGUGUACAGUGUGUCUCCAGUAGGUCUGAAAGCCAGCAUAGCCUGUUCUGCCUCUGGUUGGUAAAAGCUUUCACGUGGGAAUGAAAGAAAGCGAAGCCAUAACUCUUUUCUGUGCAUCGAUUCUCCAAGCAACGAUGAAUUCUUACUUCAUUAUAUACCUGAACUCUGCAGUAGUGUUGGUAACUUUCUGUAAUUCAGAUAUCACGUUAAAGGCUCUUAUUUUAAGUGUCUCAAACUAUGUAAGAGAAAAGAUGAGAUCUUAUGGAUCAGUUUGUAAGAUUUGGCUAAACAAAGGACUCCAUUGCUACUGCAGUUACUCUGCUAUUCUAGUGGACGCUGCUAAAGCUCAGUGAUUCAUGUUAUAACUUAAUUUACUGUGGAUGAAAGGGCAAAUGUGUGAACACAAGUGCAUCAUUAUCGGAUGUGGUUAUGUGAGAGGUGAUGUAAUGAAGUCUCCACUAAUUGGCAAAAUCAAGGGUUGAAAAAUCAAGUGUGGAGGUGCCAAAAACUGCAGUUCCUCUGGGUGUCACUUGAGGCUGACUCCAAAAGCGAGCCAUGUAAAAAUGCCAAACUUUACAGCAUUAAAAUGUAUGGAUACAGCCUGGAACAGACAAUUUUAGCUUCUGUAGUUAGUUUCCUAACAUUGAAGCCCCAAAAUGUGAAGUCCAAAACCAAUUGGUGAUGUCAUGGAGGCUGUGGUCUCCACUGAUUCUCUAGCAGUCAUCAUUUGAUUAACAUGCCAAAAAUAGAGUAAAAAUGACAAACAUGUAUAACAUGUUGUUCUGUGAGCUGAAGUUACUCUGAGCCAGUAUUUUCUUUCAUUUCAGUGGGAGCUAAAAGCAGAGAAAAUCUUUUCCCAUGAAACUGCGUUUCAGCUGGUUUUACAGGUUCACCUUUGUUUCAGGCUUUGGUGACUUGUUGCUUGGAGUAUCAGUGCUGUUGGUUAGACUCCAUCCUGCCAUCCUGGCCUUGAGCCCCUGGAUGGCUUCAGUCAUCUGAACAUGCAGUGAUGAGCCAAAGCAUCUAUGGUCACCCCUGCCUAAUAUGCUGAUGAACCUUCAUGUGCCACAGCUCUGACCUGCUGUGCUGUGGAUUAUACCAUUAUUAUUAUUAUUAUUAUACCAGCCAUUAGCGGGUUCAUAGGUUACUACCCCCCAACCAGCCUUGGUGUUUCAUAGAGGUGUUCUAGCUGGGGAUUGUAAGACGUAUCUACUUGUUUCUCCAAUAUUUAGCAUGUAGACUCUGAGAAUGUACUGUUCACUUACAAUACCAGUUGUGUCCAAAUGUUUGACUGGUACUGUACCUUUUAAAUACACCCAAGAUCCUGACACACACAAUUGUUAGAUUAUUCUUUCUUCAUCUGAGUGGUCAUCAUGUUUUGGCUCAUCUGUAGAAAGGUUUCUUCCCCAUUAGAAACCUCUAAUGGAUGAUCUGCCAUGAGAGGUUUGCACCUUUUUUGCAACAGAUUUUAAAGCCAUACGUCUGAGACACAGACUGAAGAGGUAAAUCCCACCUUUCUAUGCUAAACAUGGAAAAUGUACAUCACAUGUGUUUACAUGAUACUUAGAUAAAACACAUGAAAGCGUGUGUGUGUUUACCACAGUGUCACUUUCCAAUCCAGGAAUGGAUGUAGGGGAGGGGGGAAACUUAAUGUUCAUUUCUACUUAACAACCAGACAUCUCCCCCCUCAGCCCCGUAGUCCAUCAAAGUGAUAUACGGUGCCUUACCACAGGUUUCUCCCAAUAUGGAUGGAGUUAAAGUGAUGGAGCAGUAUGUGACAGCUCUCCUCUUUGUUUUUAUGCCAUAUCUUAGACCAAACCCCAGAAGUUCUGAGUAAAACUUCACCAGGGAUGUACGAUGCACAAGCACACUGCAGCUCAAAUGUGCCGCGGUGCCCUUCUGGAUGCUUUAUUGUACAUACGGACAGCAACAUGCACAGCAUGUAAAAUUUAAUCAGGCCGUGUUUUAAAGUUGGCAGCCAUGUCUGUUUCCAGCCUGCUUCUAAAUGUUCUACUCAGAAAGUAUAUGAAUAUAUAUAUAGAAGACCUGUUUAAGCUUUUUUUUUUUUUUUCUGUAAUCUCCUUUUUAUUUUCCUGUAACACAAAUAGAAUUUUAAGAUUGAUUUCUAUUUUUGUAAUGGCCAAGUAGUUAGAUGUCUCCUAUUUUGGGUUUCCUGAUUUUAAUGUUCUCUCUGUGCAUGUGUUUCCUCUUGUGGAUUUGGGGGGAGCGGCAGCCCCGUGGUGACGCUUGCUCUUUGUUGGGGGGGAAUCGAAGCCUUAUAGGGAGAAAUCUAAAUCUGCAUUUUGUAUGUUAUGUGUUUUGAUAAUAGUGUUGAUUAUUGUAAAUGCAGAUGUUGUGAUGAAACGUUUGCACUUAAAUCUUCGGGGUUCCUGUAGUAUUGGAUUCUGUCACUUUUCUAUGCCUCAGAGAUGCUCUCUGACGUGUUUGCUUACUGACAAACGUCUAUUUUCCCAAAGGGAGGAUACAGUUAUGCACUUGGUAUUUUCUAUGGCAAACGAGUUUAAUCUUUUACAGUGUAUCAAAUAAAUUUACAAUAAUUUGUAAUUAGGCACUUAAUAUUUAUUUAUAAGAAUUUAUACUAGAGCCCAAUGGAAUUGGUAAGCUAUAUUGCAUAUUUUUGCAGUAACUUUAAUAGAAAAAAAGAAACUAUAAAAUAGCUGGAAAGUGACCUCAACUCCAUUUAAAGUUUCCUCUUGGCCUUUAACUCAUUGACAUAUUUUUUUGUAUCCUGAUUUUUCUUUUCCUCCACUUUUUCUUCAAGUGUAAAACCUUGUUUUAAAAGAAAUGAGCCCCUUGCUUUAUGUCCAGUUCUCCAACUGUUUAAUGCUUUUUCAAAUGUUUACAAGCUGCUUGUCUUAAGUGGCGUAUUGAUGUGUGAGGACGUGUUUAUAUCAGAAGAGUUAGGUGAGACCAAUAAUAAAAGAUCUGACU
Molecule: messenger RNA, 5305 nt
Organism: Archocentrus centrarchus (flier cichlid)
Lineage: Eukaryota; Metazoa; Chordata; Actinopteri; Cichliformes; Cichlidae
Gene: elk4
Product: ETS transcription factor ELK4
Biological process (GO): cell differentiation; regulation of transcription by RNA polymerase II
Cellular component (GO): nucleus
Molecular function (GO): sequence-specific DNA binding; DNA-binding transcription factor activity, RNA polymerase II-specific
Source: RefSeq, a predicted model, not a curated record